Talaromyces proteolyticus is the source of this 1050-nucleotide messenger RNA. RefSeq lists its product as uncharacterized. Gene Ontology annotation, biological process: protein secretion; vesicle-mediated transport. The transcript has 4 exons. The record is from RefSeq and is a predicted model, not a curated record. Bases 245 to 811 code for a protein of 188 amino acids. NCBI's taxonomy places the organism in Eukaryota, Fungi, Ascomycota, Eurotiomycetes, Eurotiales, Trichocomaceae. Gene Ontology annotation, cellular component: Golgi membrane.
CGUUCAAGCCUGACUCAAUCCAAUAACACAAUACCUUGGCAAUCUGCUGACUAACUAUGGCUGCAUCCAGAGCAACUAAGCAGGAGCUAUUUCAACGGCCGAUUCUGCCCCAUUUGACCGCCUGGAAUUGACACGCAACCACGAUAGCUCCUGCUAGGCAGAUUCAAUAAACACCUAGUGCACACUUACGCUUCAUGCGAACAAUUGCCUCGACCCACGCUUCAAGGACCCGACGGCACGAGUGAUGGAGCAACCACAGCAGGGCGACCUAAAUUGGCGCCUGAGCGCGCAUCCCAUCACAUUACUCUUCUUCCUGGGCUUUCGCAUUGGGAGCUUGUUAAUGUAUCUCUUUGGAUUUCUCUUUAUCGGCAAAUUCAUUCUCACUUUCAUCGUCACCCUCCUUCUCCUCUCUGCCGAUUUUUACUAUCUCAAAAACAUUGCUGGACGACGACUUGUUGGCCUCCGCUGGUGGAAUGAGGUGAAUACAUCCACCGGUGAAUCACACUGGGUCUUUGAGAGCUCCGAGCCGGGCACCCGUACCAUCACUGCCACCGACAAGCGCUUCUUUUGGCUGAGUCUCUAUCUCACCCCUGCGCUGUGGAUUCUCCUAGCGAUCUUCGCCGUUAUCAAGAUGAAUAAUGUUAUUUGGUUGAGUUUGGUUGUGAUUGCGCUGGUCUUAACAGUCACAAAUACUUUGGCCUUCUCACGCUGCGAUCGCUUUAGCCACGCCAGUAAUUUCGCGAAUAGUGCGUUGACAGGAGGUAUUGCGUCCAACCUUGCCUCAGGAUUCGUUGGGAGACUCUUUCGGUAGUUUUGCCCAGAAGCAGAUGGCGUAAUUAUCCGACUAUGUAUCUAUCAUUGGGAUUCCGCCAUGGAAGGAGUGGAAUGCUUUCUGUUUGCAUUUUGACAUCGUAUGGAUACGACCUUAUCCACAGCUAGAUGUUUCGAGGGGAUUAUGACUUUCUCAUUUCAACUGUAUGUAUAGCCAUGUUUUUUAGAUUUUCGCUUGCAGUACGAAUAGCCUUGUUAGCUACCAUUAUACAAUUAUUC